This is a messenger RNA of Amphibalanus amphitrite, 3333 nucleotides long. RefSeq names its product ero1-like protein. Gene Ontology annotation, cellular component: endoplasmic reticulum; endoplasmic reticulum membrane. Gene Ontology annotation, biological process: protein folding in endoplasmic reticulum. The record is from RefSeq and is a predicted model, not a curated record. Gene Ontology annotation, molecular function: protein-disulfide reductase activity; thiol oxidase activity; FAD binding. Bases 390 to 1862 code for a protein of 490 amino acids. NCBI's taxonomy places the organism in Eukaryota, Metazoa, Arthropoda, Thecostraca, Balanomorpha, Balanidae. The transcript has 14 exons.
AAUGUGAAUGAAAAUUUAACAUGAAAGUAAACUGUUAGGUAAAACUAAAAUAUUAAAACAUAUCAACCGAUAGGCUCGUCAAACAUAUCAACCGGCAUUUAUCAUAAAGCAGACUACAUUAGUUUUUCUAGGCAAGACCAAAAGGUGACAUUUAUUGUUGAUCAGCCUUGGUUGAUCAGUUUCAUUUUGUUUUAGUCGCACACAAGUCGCACAGCUGCAGCCUGCAGAGAGCAAUCUGUUGAAAUAUUUUGGUUUGGAUUUUGACUUGUCGGCCUUGGACUUGUCGGACUUGUCAUCGUUGCGAGCAAGUUGCGACCUGAGUUCGUACGGUUACGAUCAUUUCAAUUUCGGUGUUUAUCUACGAAUCGAGGUUCAGGUGGACCGGCAGAAUGCCUCUGCCGGGCUCGCCGGCUCUGGUGCUGGGGCUGGUACUGGUCGGGGCUGCGCUGGUGGCCGGACAGCUGAGCUUCCCUCAGGGGGCUUCGGCCGAACAGAAACAGGCCAGAGACCGCUGUUUUUGUCAGCUUGAGGGUCAAGUGGAUGACUGCGAAUGUAACGUGGACACAGUCGACUUCUUCAAUAACGUCAAGAUCUUUCCGAGACUGCAGUCUCUACUCGUCAAGGACUUUUUCCGCUUUUACAAGGUGAACCUGAAGCGGCCCUGUCCGUUCUGGGAGGACGACGGACGCUGCUCUCAGACCACCUGCCGCGUCAAAUGCUGCAAUGAGGACGAGCUACCGAUCGGCCUCAAAGCUGGAGCGCCUGUGGAGCCUAAGGAAGAUCCAGCCUAUAAGUACACUGAGGAGGCGCAGACGGAGAAGGACGACGAGGCGGACUGCGAUGGGGACAGCCUGGGGGACCUCAACACCACCAUCAGCGCCUCUCGUCAGAAGCGGCUCGAUCGCUGGACCGCCCAUGACGACGCGCAGGACAACUUCUGUGACGUGGACGACGAAUCGUCGGCGGACAUGCAGUUCGUGGACCUGCUGCUCAACCCGGAGCGCUUCACCGGCUACCGCGGCGACUCGUCCACGCGCGUCUGGUCGGCAAUCUACAACGAGAACUGCUUCAAACCGAAGAGCGCUAGCAGCACCCAGAAUAAAUACGCGCCCAUGGUGGACACCACGAACCUAGGAGCCGAUCCGUUGCUGAGUGGUCUCUGUCUCGAGGAGCGGGUGUUCUAUCGUGCCAUCUCCGGUCUACACACCAGUAUCACGGUCCACCUGUGCGCCGACUACCUCCUGUCGGAGGGCUGCCGCGGCCUGGACCGUCUGGCUCCCGGCACUGCCAAGUGGGGCCCAAACCCCGCCGAGUUUCACCGCCGCUUCGACCCGGAGACCACCUACGGCCAGGGUCCGAGCCGGCUGAAGAACCUCUACUUCUUGUACCUGCUGGAGCUGCGCGCGCUGGCCAAGGCGGCGCCGUACCUCUCGCAGCUGGAGUACUUUACGGGGAAUGAGGAGGAGGAUCAGGAGGUCCGCAUGGCCAUCAGGGAUAUCCUGGCCGUCAUCAGCUCGUUCCCGAGCCACUUCAACGAGUCGGAGCUGUUCCGCGGCGGGAAGCAGGCGCGCAAACUGAAGAUCGAGUUCCGCGAUCACUUCCGCAACAUCUCCCGCAUCAUGGAUUGCGUCGGCUGCGAGAAAUGCAAACUCUGGGGCACCCUGCAGACGCGUGGUCUCGGCACGGCGCUCAAGAUCCUGUUCUCUGGCAACUUCGAUGACCCGGCGGUGUUCCAAGAGGGCUCCACGCGCCGACCCAAGUUCCAGCUCUCCAGAAACGAGAUCGUAGCGCUCUUCAACGCAUUCGGCAGACUGUCGACAAGUGUACGGAAUCUGGAGCAGUUCAGAACGGGCGAAACCUGACCGGCGCAUAGGAUGGUGCCGUGACGGUGAGCGUGACGACUUCACCGGUCGUGACGGUUACGAGACGCGUCCUGGGGCUCACGGUUCGGCGUCUGAGGUUCUUGGAUCACCAAAAUUAUCAGCCUUGAACCGGAGGGCUGCCAGCCACGGAGUAGUGAUCACUAACGUUAUUUAAGCGGUAUGUUACUUCUGUUAGGAAGGAGAUUGCUCCCCUGAGAGACUGGAAGUUGUAAGUGCGAGUCGAGUCACUUGCGCGCCUCCCCGCCCCUGGUUUGAUAUAUCGCGCUCGAACUGGAACAGAGAGAGGAAGCGGCAGGUUGAGAAGUGUGAGCGCCAGUUUGAACAGAGUACGCACAGGAUGGGACCAGGCAGACGGGGAACGUUCCAGCUGGUGAAUAGCGAAACCCGUGUUUCAGGGAUGCAGGGGACAUGGUGCGGGCCGCAGGGACAUGGUUGUUAGCAGUCAGCUACGGGUUAUAUGAAAGAUUUAGCCACCGUUGCUUUUCCGGCUGUCUGAUACUUUAUGACGUAGUAAGAAAAUCGGUCACCGAUUUGCUUAGCUGCCGUGUUGUUUGUUUUUCGUAUGUUUAGUUGGGAUUUGUUGCGACUUUAACUCACCACAUUGGUUAAUUGUUAGUGACCAUUAAUUCGAUGCUGGUAAGUGGUAGGUGCGCAUGCAGAACAUUUGAGCAUUACGCGAGAUGCAUUCACGUCUAUAAUAUGGUGUCCCCUGCCUGGUUUUUGGCUAAUUGUCCGUGAGCGUUAAACGUUAUAGAUGUGUUGUUUUCUUCUAUCGAGUUGUUAAUGUUAUUCAAACUUCACGCUCAUACCGAAUCGUGUACUGCAUAAUUGUGGUUAAUCAGGCAAGUAUUCGGCCGUUUCCUUUAUCAGGUGAUGGUUCCUAUAAUGUGACGUUAUGCCAGCACUGACCGGUCUUUCAGACAUAUCACGUGCCCUUCUAUCGCCGGUCUGCCGUCAAAGUAACCAGCGUGUGAUUACUUACUGCACUCUCUCACUGUGUGCGAGUCCAUGCAUUGGCACGAGGCGCCUACUGGCACUGUCUAAACGCGUCCUUUCGGCGGGUGGACGUGAGCAGACUUGGCUACCGUCCGCUGUCGGGUCCAUUUAAGGGUCAGUGGAUGCCGAGAUGUCAACUCUGGGCAUUGUGGCGGUAUAUGUCGAUAUGUGAGCGAGGAUCGCCCACUUUCCGAGGUGCGCGCGGCUGGAUGGGGAAGUUGAGGUUAUUUGGUCGGUCGACAGAGGUCACUAGUACUACUGUCUGAUCGGUUUCUUCGAGUGGAUGCAGCUGGACAGUGCCUGUCGCCUGUCUGCCUUUGGUUUGUGGGUCGAUCUCGAUGUGUUGACCAAGUGAUGAGGAAAGGUUAGUUGAGCGUUGUGACCGAAUUCUAUUUAUUUAAAAUGUCUUGUCUGUAAGGCAGUAAAUACAUGCAAUGCUUCGCAACUGUGCAUA